AUGUGGCUUGGGAUCUCCAAUUCCAAGCAAGGAGAAGGACAAGGAGCAGUGGUCGCCAUGCUUGGCCUCUGCGCCAUAUCCAUAUCCAUGUCGAUGCUGCCUCUCGCCGCACCUACCAUCCACCACGAAGGAGGCGCUCAAGGCGGAGGGGUGAACCCAAACCCAGCCAACGCGCUGGUGGCGCUGGUGAACGCCGACCGGGCAGCCGCCAAGCUACCCGCCCUCCGCACCACCAAGGGCCUCGGCUGCAUGGCGCUGCAGUGCAUCGCCCGCUGCCUCGCCCUCUCCCCCGCCACCGCCUGCGCCGCCGACGGCACGCUGGCGCCGCCCUGCCACCCGCCGGAGACCGACAUCACCGAGGUCUACGCCGCCAAUUGCGGGGUCGAGCUGCCCACGGUGGACGUCGUGUCCGGCCGCAUCCUCGGCUGCAGCAGCCAAAGCUCCGACGGCGUCAGCGGGGACGCGCUCCACAUGGCCAACGCCACCGUGGUCCGCGGCAGGGAGCACGCGCAGGUGGGCGCCGGCGUCGACCGCGGCGGCUUCUGGUGCCUCCUCUUCAGCAGCGGCAGCCCCAACUCCAGCUUCCAGCUGGAGGCCGCCGGCAGGGGCAUCGCCCAGCAGCACGGCUGCUUCAGCGACCCCGACGUCACCCUCUCCUGCACCACCUCCGCCGGCCACCACCAAACCGGACGACUCUCCGCCGGAGACACAUCCUUUGCCUUGGUUGCUUCCACUCUGCUUUUUCUCCUCCAGUCCAGUCUAGUCUAG
This is a messenger RNA of Triticum turgidum subsp. durum (durum wheat), 768 nucleotides long. Lineage: Eukaryota; Viridiplantae; Streptophyta; Magnoliopsida; Poales; Poaceae. The record is from the annotation of a GenBank genome assembly.